Cylindrotheca closterium is the source of this 2433-nucleotide messenger RNA. The record is from the annotation of a GenBank genome assembly. Lineage: Eukaryota; Bacillariophyta; Bacillariophyceae; Bacillariales; Bacillariaceae.
AUGUCACAGCAAUCCAUCCUUCAGUGGUUUCAAAAGGCAGACAAUAAAGGAGAAGACGAAAGAAUAGAAGAAGCCGUUGCAAACAAUAGCAAUGAGAAACGAAAAGCACAUCAGCCAGAAGAGAUCCUUGAGCUAGAGGACUAUGAGGACGAUGAUUUUUGCAUCAUUUUGGAUGACCCUCCUUCCACUUCUUUGCCUACGGAAGAACAGAAUACCGCUGACCAGGCUAUUGCCGGAUUAUUAGUAUCAGACGAUCUCCAAAUCGUCGGAGCCAGUCAUCCAAAUGCCUUGAUGGACUUUCCACAUUCGCGUCAAGAUUGUGUCGCCCAACAUUCUAGUGCUUACGACUACUGCCACAAGUGUUAUUGCUAUGUCUGUGAUAUCAAGGCUUCGGAAUGUCAAGCAUGGCAGAGUCAUUGUCAAGCCAGAAAAGGUGUUUUUCUUUGGGAGAGCAUGCGAAGACAGGAACGCCGCAAGAGAACGCAAGCGAAAACAACAACAACAACAAUAGCAGCAGCAGCAGCGACAACAACACAAGACAGCGAUCCAGACGCGGCUCUCGCUGUUUUGGAUUUGUUUGGUCUUCCGUUUUCAGAACAAAUGCGACUGGCUUCCACACCAGCGCGAGUGUCGCCAUCGUCGGCAGCGCAAGGAUCCGCGCAACAACGAAGACGAUCACCGGCAGUGCAACGACCAACAAAACGAUCCAAACGGCGACGAGACCCACCACCGCCAACACCGUAUAAAGAACCAAUGCAAGUAGCCACCACGGAACAAGUGAUUCGCCCUGCUGCUGCUGCUGCUGCUUCUUCAGCAGACCCAACCUCCGUAGAUUCCAUACUGCGGCAAGUGUCCAAGAAUUACUUGGGAGCAGUCCUAAUGCCACCCAAGCAGCAACGAUUCCAGAGUACACUAUAUCCCUAUCAAAGGCAGAGCCUCGCCUUUAUGCAAUCUGUGGAGGAACAAGCAUCGUCAUCAUCGUCACCAUCAUCAUUGACGACAAGAAAUGACUUUGGAAGCAGCAGCAGUAGCAGCAGCAGUAGCACCAAAGGAGGUUGGUUAGCAUCCGAGGUUGGAAUGGGAAAAACGGCCAUUAUCUUGGCAUUGGUGGCAUCCGAUACCAGUCAUGUUGCGAAGGACGACUGGAGUCGACCCAAAACCACCGUGGUCCUUACUUCGGCAUCGUUGAUGGGGCAAUGGGAAGAUGAAGUGAAGAAGCAUGCUCCGAAUUUGACAGUUCGACGCUUCCAUUCCUCCUCGUCAAGAUCCAAACAUCCCAUUGAUUUGCACAAUUGGGACGAUCGUCUUUUAUUAACCACCACUGAUAUCAUCAUUUCGACAGCCACCUUUGAAUGGCCGUCGCAUGUUGUGAACAAGGUGAAAUUUCAUCGGGUGGUAAUGGACGAGGCUCAUUUGUUGUCCAAUACUACGAAUGCCAACAUUGGGUAUGCGACUCGCAUACAGGCGGAUUGUCGUUGGUGUGUCACUGCCACUCCCUUGACGGCCGGUAUUUCGGAUUUGAAACAGCAAAUGACCUUUUUGGGAAUUCAAGACAACAGUCCGUUUGGCCGUGCCUUUUCCAACGCUACCAUCAACAACGAAUCGAUCGAUGCCUUUGUUAACAUGUUUGCCAAGUAUGUGACGAGGCAUGAAAAGUCACAAAUGGUCGAUGGUAGACAAGCCGUGGAGCUCCCAAACAAAGUUGGCAAGGUAGUUUUCUUGCACACGUCUCCUGAUGAAAAGAGCCAAUAUCAAAGGAAUCUUCAAAAUCUCAAUUGGAACCAAAUUCGAAAGUAUGAGCGGGAUGGAGCAUCCAAAUGGGGCCUCGAACAAGGUCUGAUACAUCCUUUGUCAUCCGACAAGUUGUUGUCAUCGUCUUCUUCGGUGACGAUUGGUUGGAAGGACUCGACCAAAAUCUGUGCGCUCUACAAUGAAAUCAAGCAACUCUGGUCCAGCAACAGCAAUAUUCGGGCCGUGAUUUUUACGCAAUAUACCAAUACCCACGCGUUAGUCGUCCAGGCCCUCAAAGCCUUGUUUGGGAUUCCAGUCGUCUACGAAAUCACCGGGUCGACCUCGACGACGAAUCGAGAUUUUGCCAUUCGGGCCUUUCAAGGUCCCAAGAAAUUUCCGGCCUGUAUGGUAGUCACACUUGGGGCUGGUUCCGUUGGAAUGACACUGACACAAGCUUCUCAUCUCUUUCUGAUGGAACCUUGCUUAGAUUCGGCUGCCGAAACCCAAGCCAUGGGAAGAAUUGAUCGGUUGGGCCAAACGAGCGAGAUGGUCAUGAAGAAGUUUGUAUUUUCGGAUACUAUUGAGGCCAACAUGGUAGCACUGCAUUCGGAAAUUGUAAAUGGGAGAGGAUCCGUAAACAAGUCCAAGAUAUCUGCAGCUGGAGUCAAGAUCUUGACACGAGGACUAGCAAACACUCCAUAA